This is a messenger RNA of Soboliphyme baturini, 1098 nucleotides long. The record is from the annotation of a GenBank genome assembly. NCBI's taxonomy places the organism in Eukaryota, Metazoa, Nematoda, Enoplea, Dioctophymatida, Soboliphymatidae.
CAAGCGAGGGUCAAAAACAGCGGCGCCGUCUAUCGCUGCUCCACCGAAGACCUGCGUUAUCAUAACUGGGCACUGAACGGUUCCGUGUCUCUGCAAAUUGACUCCAAAUCUGACCAGUGGUUCGGUGCAACCGUGGUCAGCUCCAGAGUCGACGACACUGUCAUCGCCUGCGCCCCCCGCUACACCUAUUUCUACUCGACGUUCGACCGCAAGGAACCAGUGGGCACGUGUUUCGUUGCCAAGGAUGCUUUUACGUCUUUCAGGGAAUAUUCACCGUGUCGGAAAGAAAAUCGAUGGGGAUAUCACCGACUUGGAUUUUGUAUGGCCGGAUUUAGCGCUGCCAUAGCAGAGGUAAGCCAAACACUACAGAAGAACCAAGAGAAGUUGUUUAUCGGUGCCCCGGGAGCAUGGUAUUGGCAAGGGUCAUUGAUUACGCAAGAACUCGAAGGCGAAGGCAAAGUCAAGCGGACCGGCGAAGGCCCCGCGAACAUGGACGACACGUACAUGGGCUACGCCAUGGCCGCUGGCCACUUCAAGGAACAAUCGAUCAACGACGUCGCAGUUGGUGUUCCAAAGGGAAACAACCUCAAGGGCAUGGUCGUUCUUUUCGAUAACGACAUGAAGGUGCUGCUUAACAUUAGUGGACACCAGGUCGGAUCUUACUUUGGCAGUUCGAUAGCCGUUACCGACCUGAAUGGGGACGGGUUGGACGACAUAGUGAUCGGGGCGCCGUUAGAAUCACACAAAGAAAACGAACACGACGACGCCAACCCGACCAAGGUGAUGUACGAAGUUGGUAAGGUGUACGUGUACUUUCAGAACAGGGCGGUAAGUCAACGGAGAGGCAAUCGUAUGUGGUCAAGAUUUGGACAUGACGUGGCGAGUGUCGGCGACCUCAACGGGGACGGCUUUAAUGGUAAGUGUUGGCUAUAUUUCAUUCGUGUCUUUCUUCGAGUUGCUCUAGCGGUUAGCAGUAAAAAGUCAACGUUUUGGCAAUUACUUAUUUCUAUAAUUAUGCCAUACAACUGUUUAUGCAUAUAUCUUGAGAAAUGCUGGCUUUUGAAUAGAGACUUUCGACCCAUUGAACCUUCGUCAUAA